Messenger RNA from Hyaloperonospora brassicae, 258 nucleotides. NCBI's taxonomy places the organism in Eukaryota, Oomycota, Peronosporomycetes, Peronosporales, Peronosporaceae. The record is from the annotation of a GenBank genome assembly.
AUGAACGGGUACCCGAUGGAGACGGGUUGGCAAAAGAUGAAGCGCCGCUGCCAGGAAGAGCCGCUCGUGCCGCUGGGCUGUCUCGCCACGGCCGGUGUGCUGAUUGGUGGAUUGGCCUCGUUCCGACGCGCGGCGGACGCGGCCACGCAGCAAAAGUUCAUGCGGCUGCGGGUCGUCGCGCAGGGCGCGACAGUCGUUGCAAUGGCUCUUGGAGGGAUUCUGGCGAUCAAGCCAAAGGCUGGAGGCGACGGGGAGUAG